Molecule: messenger RNA, 2771 nt
Organism: Tetranychus urticae (two-spotted spider mite)
Lineage: Eukaryota; Metazoa; Arthropoda; Arachnida; Trombidiformes; Tetranychidae
Biological process (GO): SCF-dependent proteasomal ubiquitin-dependent protein catabolic process
Cellular component (GO): SCF ubiquitin ligase complex
Molecular function (GO): protein binding
Source: RefSeq, a predicted model, not a curated record
CGCUGGAAAAUAAAUCUUAUGAAUCAAUGUAAAUAGAAAAUAUUUUAAUCUUAUUAAUCAACGUCUAUCAACAAAUGUUUAUUGUUAAAAAGAUUUUACUAUGUACUCACAAUCCCAAUUGUGAAUGAAACACUUUCUCUGGAGUUUAUAUUCUAUCUUAUGAUUCGCCUGACAGUUUUUUACGUGUUUAUUAAUUGUGAUAAAUUUUAUUUCACUCCUUCUUGAGAUUUGCUAAACAAAGAUCCUUCUCUGUACAAAGAGGAUAAAUAUAACACGAUAGCUAUUUCAAUUUUUCUUGAUAAGCUUGAUCAUCUGUCAUUUGGCCUUUAGCUGGACUAACUUGUGAAGUCAUUGGAGUAUUAAAUGGACCUGGUGAUGACACUGAUGGUAUAGAACCCGACCCUCACCUUGAUUGAAUCAUACCAACUCACAUUGGCGCAGACUUUAACCGUAGGCAUAUGAAACAUUUAUACUAAAUGUUUGAGAAAUGAUAUUUAAAUUGGGGACCGACUUAUUUCCACCACCUUAUUCACCACUUUUUCAAUCACUUUUUUCCAACGUAUUGACCAUCAUUCAAAUCUAACACGUCCACUAUUCAUCACCUUCAUAUCUAUCAUACCUGAAAAGUGGUCAACAAUUUGGUAAAUUUGGAUGAUGGAAAAUCUAAUGAAAAUUGCUUGAAAAUGUGGUGGGAAAAGCCGGUCCCAUUGAAUUGACGUUUCAUUCAUUUGAGGUACUGUUUCUUCAAAAUGAAAGUGAAACUAAAAUAAAGUAAAAAGAAUAGGUUAGGAGGAUGAUUUAAUAAGUGAAAAUAAAUCACAACCAAAAAAUCGCAUUUCAUGGCAUAACUUUUGAUAUCUUUUGAUUUCACUAACCGAAGAGCAAUAUGAACUGAUCUUAUUUGAUCCCACCUUACAAAGACAAAGUGUUAGUAAAAAAGAAACAUCACGGCCUUUCCGUUGUGCAGAGCUUUCUCGAAGACGAUAACUUCACAAUGUAUCUCAAGAAAUCAUGGAAAGUUUUUAAUCGAUACAUGUUUUGCUUCGAUACUUGAGGCGAUAAUCUAAAAUUUUCUCUUUUCUACCUUAUCACCAUCUAAAAUCUUCCUUUUCACAGCAUUUUACGUUAAAUGACUAAUUGAUUUCAAUCAAAAUAACAUAUCAAAAUGCUUUCAUGAAUCAUAAUUUUUAUUUUAUUAAUACAAUCUUUAUACCAAAUCAUUUGAUUCAAAUGCAUCAAAACAUAUAUGUAUCUCAAUCUACUGCUGACAUCUAUGGGAACUACAGGGAAAAACAAUUUUAAAUGAAAGAUUGAAUCUUUUACUAUUUUGAAUACAAACACUAGACUCAAGGAAAACUGUAGUUUUAAGCAUUUUAUUAUAAAAUGUUGAUCAACGAAAUUCCCGAUGAUUGUUUGCUCGCCAUUUUUGAUUAUAUGAACAACAUGUGGGAUUUAAUAAACUGCUAUAAGGUGUGCGUUAAAUGGAGCUAUUUAAUUGCUAAACGGACUAAAAAAACUAAAUAUUUGAUCGAUCAGUGUGGUUAUUCAUCUGAUGCUGUUUCUUAUGAAAACCAAGUUUUGAUUGAUUCAACCUGUCUGAAUAAAUUAUUUACGAAUUUAAAAAUUGCUGAAUUGUCUUCCAGAUUACAUUACAAAGCCGAAAGUGCUAUUGAAUUUGUUAAAAACCAAAAAAAUCUGAAAGGAUUAAUCAAUCCAUUUGAUGAACCAAUAGUAAAAUAUUGUGAUAAACUCGAAAUGUUAUCCGUCAUAUUUUUCAAUCCAAACAAUUUACGAAAUAGUUCCAGCCUAAAGCAAUUGGACAUUUUGUAUUAUAGUCUAGAGGCUUUGGGAAGAGAUGCUCAUUAUUUGCCAAACCUUGAAAGACUAAAGUUUCAAAUUAUUGUUACAGAAAAUCCCUACGAUGGCCCAGUAUUGGAAAAGCUUAAAAUACUUGAAUUGUCUUACGAAUGCUGGGUUCGAAAAAUUUUUUAUGGUUUCCAGUUGAUGGAUUCAUGUCCAAAUUUACAAAGUGCACAUAUUUCUAUGAAUACUGAUUCUUGGUUUAUUGAUGAAACAUUGAAACACAAAAGUUUACAAGAUUUAGUUAUACAAUUUUAUGGAUACGAUAAUUAUAGCUGGAAUAAAUAUAAAAGAUUGCUUAUUAAAUACCCGAAUCUCAAACAUCUUUCGUUGAGAUUUGGGAAUAUUCAAGAUGAACAUAUCGAGCAAUUGGUUCACAUUUUACCCAAUUUAGUGCUAUUGAAUGUUAGUGGGUGUAACAGAGUUACUCAAGAAGCGGCUGAUUAUGUUAAAGAUUAUUGUAAAAGAUAUGGACGAUCAAUCAAAUUUUACUUCAAUGGAAAUUGUAAUGAAAUCGAAUCAGAUUGGCCUCAAUUAUCCACUAAACACGAAAAAAUUAGUCGAGGCUUUGAUUUCAUGAAACAUUGCUUUCGCAAAGACUUUACCUACCUCUCACAUUUUUUGAUUCCAAUUAAUUAUUGAAAAGUACUUAUUGAAUAUUAUCUAUUGUCUAACCUAAAGAAAUGUCUUUGGGGUCAAAGGGUUAGAACUUUAGAUCCGUAGAUAACUUUCAUCGAGGUUUCAAAAAUAAUGAUGAUAGGUAAAAGAUAAAUGAUUGUAGCUAUUGCUAAAUGAAAUAAACAUUUAUUCAAUUGCUUUGGAGAUAGAUUGGUCUGAAAAAAUUGGCAGAAUUUGUUUGAUUAAAAAUAUUUAUGGUUCAAGAUAUUGCAAUAAAAUUUUGAAGUGAAAAA